Funneliformis mosseae is the source of this 412-nucleotide messenger RNA. The record is from the annotation of a GenBank genome assembly. Lineage: Eukaryota; Fungi; Glomeromycota; Glomeromycetes; Glomerales; Glomeraceae.
AUGUCGCCAAAACAUCAAAUUUACUUGGAUCGUGCAGAAUUUGUUCGAUCAUUACUUAACGACACCACAACUGCAAACAUCCUUUUGCGCGUCGAUAACUUUCAUAUAUACGCUCAUACGACCAUUCUCUAUUGCGCUUCCGGAUUCUUUAAGAAAAUUUUCAAAAUAUUAGCUCAUAAAGACGAUGAGAGAAGAAUUGAAUACUUGUUUCAUGAUUACAGUUGCAAUAAAGAGAUUGCAAUCACCAGAUUGCAUGAAUAUAAAGGACAGGAAAAUGUUGAAUUGCUAUAUGAUAGAUGGAAUGAACAACGUUGGCAUGUUAUCCUCAGAGUGAGCAAGUGGUUGGGUUUAAAGAAAUUGCGUUGCCGAGUAUUGCAAUACGUUUACAACCGAGGCGAACUGAUGUUUCAAG